Messenger RNA from Pygocentrus nattereri (red-bellied piranha), 2984 nucleotides. RefSeq names its product WW domain binding protein 1-like b (gene wbp1lb). NCBI's taxonomy places the organism in Eukaryota, Metazoa, Chordata, Actinopteri, Characiformes, Serrasalmidae. The record is from RefSeq and is a predicted model, not a curated record. Bases 238 to 1188 code for a protein of 316 amino acids. The transcript is spliced from 4 exons.
GCGCACAUGGCGCUGGAGGUGACCGCGGUUUGUGUAACAGCUGGAGCAGCGCGGAGCUCCAAUGCUACUCCUCCCACGGCGGUCCAAUGAUGAACCAGCAGGAAGGUGGCGCAUAUGGUUGCCUCUUGCGCUCCAGACGCGAGUAAUGAGCAGACACAGCGCCUUUAUUUCUGUAUGUACUUUCACCAAAUUCGGCGUUUUGACAGGUGAACGUUGUAGCCAGGUGGCUUUUGCAGAAUGGGCUUGUUUCUGUACCUGGCUGGACCUGUCAGUCCCAGCGAGGCGGUCAUCGUGGACGAGGUACAGCAAUGUGAGGGAGUGAAUAACCAAAGCUACGUGUGUGAGUCGGGUCACUGCUGUGGAGAUUCUCAGUGUUGCAGCAAUUACUACGAACUGUGGUGGUUCUGGCUAGUCUGGGCCAUCAUCUUCAUCCUAAGCUGUUGCUGUGUGUGUCAUCACCGUCGCACUAAACACAGACUGCAGCAGCAACAGCGGCAGCAUGAGAUCAACCUCAUCGCUUACAGAGAGGCUCACAACUACACUUCACCACCAUUCUACUUCAGAUUUCUGCCCAAUUAUCUUCUUCCUGAGUAUGAAGAGGUGAUGAAUCGUCCUGCUACCCCACCUCCCCCUUAUAGUGCCUUAAAUGCUGGACCCCCAGCAUGUACCACUGCUGACCAGCAGGAGGCGCACUGCCCAUCCAGACAAGCCACUCCAGUGCCCCCUGUCUCAGAGACACUGUGCUCUAGAGCCAACAUAGAGGAGUUCCACACCUCUGGAGUGGAAGUGUAUCUCCAUAAAGACAACAGCAAGGUCCAGACCCUGGAGGAGAUGUCCAGUGUGGAGAAGCAGGAUAUGAGCAGGGAAGGUCAGCUAAGGGACGUCGAGGAGAAGGAGAGGAGUGCGGGGAGACGGCGUCGCUUCACCGGGGACUCUGGGAUCGAGGUGUGUGUGUGUGGGAGAGGCCAAAGUUCCAAAGAGUUGGAAGGCCUGUUGAGCGAGGAAAGCCAAGAUGAUUUUGUGGAAUUCUGCGAGGGGUGUGGCCACCGUUCUUAUGGGGAUGAGGAACAGGGGGCAGAGCAUGGAGCAUCACCUCAUCCAGUGUGCCUGAAUUUGCACACAAUUAAUGAACUGGAUGGGCCUCACCAUGGAGACAUGCAGUUCCAAAACUGUGAUGGUACCAAAUGAAGAGGAAGUGAAGAACAGGGAACUUGCUAGAGAUUAAGACUUAAGAAGAACUUUUAGGAGAGAAGAACUUGCUGGAGAGAACCGUUAAAACUUGCAAGAAAGACUUGCUGGGGUGAUGAGCUUGACAGAGAGAAAGACUUGCCAGAAAAAAAUCUCACUAGAAAGAAGAGUGGCUAGACACUCACAAAAACUGGGCUAUAUCUAUGCUGUCUCCUUAUUUGAACAGUCUAUAUAUGUGAAUAAGCAUACUGACAAUCAGAUUUAAGUCUUAUAAGGUGCCUACUUUCAUUAUGACAGCUUUGGCUGAUGUGUGUAACUACAUUUCUUCAGCAGUCCUAACAUAUCAAAGGUGUAGUUGGAGGCGUGCAGGUCUGCAUCUUUACUUUGAUUCCUCUCUGAGGUCAUUUGUUGCCUGAUGUCCGUGAUGGGCAGCUUUCUCUGUGAAAAUAUACCAAAAAAUGGACCGUGCCUUAAAUCUGAGCUGAUGAAUGGACUCUCAGGUGAGCUCACACAACUGACGGUAAGGAUUUUUACCAAGACAUCAAUAGAAGUGUUAUGCUUAAUAUGUAGCAAAUUGUAUAUGUGCUUAUCUCAAUUGCAAAGACGUAAGGCAGUAGUGUGUGAAAUGCUAACAAAACCAGAAAGCAUUAAAAAUUCAGUUUGACCUGUUAAAUUGAAAACAGAAAACAUGAUAUUUGAUGUUUUACCUUAUGAACGUUAGUGUCUUUUGUAAAUAUACCUUCAAUCCAAAUUUGAUGCCUGCAAUACGUUUCAAAAUAUUUGGGACAGGAACAUAUUAACCACUGUUACAUAAUCUUGGAAGAUGCUGUUUUUCUGUUAAUGUUGGUCUCAGAUUACCAAACAAAAUUUCACUGUAUGUGUGCAAGAACCUUCCCUUUUAAUAACACUUAAUAACCUUUUGGCCAUUCCUCUAUAUUACAAAUCUUCAGCUGUGAAGCCAUACAGGGCCUUCAUUGAUGUAUAUUACUGUUCAUAGUGCACAACAGGCAUUCAUUUGGACGUCAGGUAUGCAGGCAAACCAGUCUAGCACCUGCAGGCUCUGAUUAUGCAACCAUGCUCAUGUAACACACGCAGUGUUUGAUGCCAUUGUCAUGUUAUAAUAAGCAUGAAUGUCCCUGAAAAAGAGCUUGUCUAGACGGCCGUGCAUUGCUGUUGUCGGAAAAAAACCCUUGAAUCUCAAUUUUUGCCAAUUUUCAAAAAUUGCCAAAUCCUGUGGCUCUUUACAUUGUAUGUAAAUUUAAUGAAGUAGUGAUCAUAAGUAAUGGCCUAAAAUGACUUGGAAAAAUGUUUGAUUGACUUGCAUUAAAAGUAAAGUAUGUUUUUUCCUUCUCCUGCAAAAUUAUCUGAAGGGUUUCAGAAGCACUCAAAAUUUUUUACAUAAGGUUUUUUUCAUUUUAUAUAAUCUUUUAGUUGAGUGAUUCAAACAAGAAUUCCUAGAUACAUUGUGCAAAUAGCCGUUAAAAAGUCUUAUCUUAGAUUGUUAACUUAUGGCAUCUGCUAUGCAUAGUGCAGUCUUGUGUUUGUGCAUUCACAUACAAUGUUUAUUGACUGUUGUUGGUCAAAAAGUUCCUGAGCCCAUGUACUGACAUCCAUUAAAGAAACGUGCCGGUUUUUAAAGCAGUGCCAAGGGUUUGAAGGGCAUGGGUUCAGUUGCCAUGUACGCACAGAGAUUUCUCUGGAUUCUGAAUCUUUUGAUAUUAUGCCCACCAUAAAGGGCAAAAUACCUAAAAUCCUUUCAUUCGCUCAACUGUUCUUAAUACUGUUGUAUUAUUAUU